AAUUGGAAGCAGUAAAAUGGCGGGGAAAAAUGUCCUUGAAGACGAUCGCAAAGGAAAAGUGCUCCAGGGAACGUGUGGAUGGUCUGAUUCUUCCAUAGUUAAGUGUGGAAGGUUCUACCCGGCUUCUGUGAAAACCUCAGAGGAUCGCUUGUUGCAUUACUCUCGGUUCUUUCCCUGUGUCGAGUGCGACUCAAGUAACUAUGCAAUUCCUAGUCCAGCCGCAGUUGAAAAGUGGGUAAAGUGUGUUCCUGCAGGCUUCAAGUUUCAUUUCAAGGCAUUUGGCUUUUUUACAAGAAAAGUAAGAGUUUGUUUGUGGGCAAGAUCCUUCCUACAUCUUUGUCUAGGGCCGGCAUAUUGGGAGCUAGCAGUCUAGGCCUUUUGUUUAGGGUAUCCGAAUGGGCCCUUAGUGUUACCUCAGGGGUGGUGUUAGGCAGACAGCCUAAUAACAGCUACAGUAAUUUAAUUCCGAUAAAAUUACCAUUGAAUGUUUCUUUAUUCACUGUUUCUUGUCUUUCUUUCAUUUAACUAUUCUGCUUCCCUGUUAUUACUUUUUUGGGUGUCCUGUGCCCGGACUUCCCAUAGGCCUUUUCGAGUGCCGCAACCAUGUGCUCGGCGGGUCGGCCAUGUUGUUUUGUUGAAAGAGCCAGAUUUAUUUGCUCAUAGAUGUUUUCCUUUUUUACGCCGGAUUGAACUACGAGGAUCCACACUUGUGUGAGUUUAUUGUUUUGUACCUUUCAGUUAUUCGCUUUGGCUUUAUGUAGGCCGUUUUUCUUAGUCGGAACAUUGCAUUUUGCAGCGAAUUGCACUAAAUGAAGCUGAAUGAAUACAGAUGAGAAUUAACCACUCUGGAACUGAAUGAGAAAGUGUAAUCUCGACGUUGGCAUCCUACGGUGAAAUAAAGCUCUUAACCUUACAUCUUGUGAAAUGUCUGAAUACGAAACCGGCGACCACAUCAUUCGACAAGUGGGUCAAGAUAACCCGACAGCAGAAAAUCUUGAAGAGUCUGGAAGAAGCGAAGGCCCAGCCCGUGGUGAAAACUCGGAGAAAUCGGAUGGACUGGAGCAGCACAAGAAUUCACUCGCUGGGCUCUUAGGUCGCGUGAGUACAAUGUUAAAAGGUGCAAAGACCUGCCUUGUUGAUAUGAAACACAGUGAACUUGAGACUGCCUUGAAGAGUUUGAAUUCGGCCUGGAAGAAAUACGAUAACUCUUAUAGCUUUUAUGUGAUGAAAGAGAUACCUGAACAAGAAUUCAAUCGGGUUAAAAACAAACAUGAUGAAACUCAAACUGAAUACCAUGCAUGCACAAAUGCAAUUUAUGAAUGUCUUAAACGAUUGAAGAGCCAAGAGAAACCUAAAGGAAAGUCUAACAAGUCAUACCCUUCUUCAAAGCAGUCGAAACUCACAGAGAUUAGAAAGAGUAUUGAAAUGAAGAAAUUAAUGCUGCAACAGGAACAGGAACUGGCUCAGUAUAAAUUAGAAAUGGAAAACAAAAAGGUCGAGCUGGAAUUUGAGAGAAAACGGAGGGCUUGUGAAAUGAAGUUUCAGAUUCAAAUGGCAGAAAAGGAAGCAGAACUUUUGGAAGAUGGCAGUGAUACCGUUUCCAAAUAUUCCCUAGAGGACAAAGGAGAAUUUUCCCUUAUGCCACCAAUGACCCAACAGGAGAAAAUUGUUAGAUGGUCGGCAGGUUGUGAUGAGAAACCCUUGAAUCCUGAAGUUCCCAACUUUGUGCCAUCCAAAGGGCCCCUUAAGGACAGUAGUCAGAAUGUCAUGAAAACAAAUCAACCAACAAAGAAGGAAAGUACCUGUGAAAGAGAAUGUGAGGUACUUAGCCCUAAGCCUCAGUCUGUUAAUCCCAUUACAAGCAAUGAUACUACUGCAGUUUUGCUUAAGUUGACAAUGCUCCAAGCCAUGCAGCCAAUAAAAUUCUCAGGGAGCCCCAGUGACUACCCCAUUUUCAGAGACAGACUGCGAGAUAACUUAGAGGAUGGCAUCCUUACUGACAGCCAAAAACUAGAAUUCUUGCCCAAGUAUUUGGCUGGCGAGGCCUAUGAAGUCGUUGAGAGGGUCUCUGGGUGCUCCUAUGAGGCAGUGCUAGACAUUCUACAUGCCCGGUACGGACAGCCUGCUACUGUCGCUGCUGGCUGCAUAGAGAACUUAACGAAGGGACAAAAGUUGUCUAACAAUGACUAUAUUGGACUCCAGAAUUUUGCGGAACAACUUGAGUCAGCCUCAAAGAAGCUCUCUGGGGAAUAUGAACUUGAAGCUAGUACAAUGACAAACCUAAAGCAAAUUGUCAAGCGGCUACCGAAUUACCUUGUGAACAAAUGGGGAGAUGCUUCAUUCAAAAUCCGGGAGAGCGGUUCAACCCCACGACUGUCUGAUCUAGCCAAAUUCGUAAAGCGCCAGGCUGCCAUCAAGAAUGAUCCAGGAUUUGUAAAUGACAAGAGGCCUGAAAGACAGACUGAAUCGAACAUUAGGCCAAACAAGCAAACAUCUGCAUUCUCCACUGAUGUAAAGACUCUUCGUGAAAAUGACAACCCCCUGAACACUGAAAGAAACACUGAAAAACGGAGUUCUAACCAUUGCCCUUGCUGCUCGGGUAACCAUGAGCUCACUGAAUGCGAAAAAUUCAAAGCUGAUGAUAUUCAAGCCCGCUGGGAGAUAGUUAAGCAACACAAAUUGUGUCAUGCCUGCCUAAAGUCUGGCCAUAUGCGUGCUCGGUGCAAGUUCAAAGGUUUUUGUAAGUGCGGAAGUGACAGACGACACCAUAGGCUGUUACAUCAUCCCUAUAAGAAGAACAGAAGUGACGUUGAACAAGGUCCCCAACCAGAGAAACAGCCGCAAAGACAGCCACAAGCAGAAGGAAGAGAAGUACAACAAGGAGAUAGCCUCAGGACUGUGGAACAGUAUGCCACUGCCACCGAAAACCUCUCAAAAACAGUGCUACUGCAUGUCCUACCUGUCAAGGUGAUAGCUCCAAACGGGUGUGUCUUAACCACCUAUGGCCUGCUUGAUAACGCUUCACGAGGAACUAUAAUUAGUAGUGAUGUUGCAAACACUCUUGGAUUAAAGGGACGAAGAAAGCUAGUUUCUGUGAACACUCUAAUGGACAAAACAAAUGAAGAAUUUCAAGAGGUGAAUUUUCAGUUACAGUCGGCUAGCAGUGUUGGAGAGAUUAUUACUGUUCAUGAAGGUCUUGUCUCAGAGAAGUUUAACAUAUCAGAAAGGUGGCUUCCCAGGGACAUUGAUACAUCCCUCUACCCUCAUCUGAAGGGCAUUAGAAUUCCUGAUGUAGAAAUUAAAAAGGUUUCAAUCCUGAUAGGAAAGGACGUUGAUCAUGCCCACGAAGUAUUCGAAGUACGAAAACCUGGCACACCGCACAGUCAGCUGAAAGCGCUGAGAGGCCCACUAGGCUGGGUCAUUACCGGGACUCUCCAGGGAGUUCCCGCUCCCAAGGAGCUCAACAUCAAUUUUACAAGCUGUGAUAAGAAACUGCAUGAUCAGAUCGAGAAUUUCUGGAACUUGGAUGCCUUUGGGACACGGAAUGACUAUGUUUCGAGAAACGGGACUGAUGCCAAAGAGCAUUCGACUCUGGCAUCCCAUAAUUUGUCCAGAGAAGAUAUGCAUGCGGUUGACAUAUUACAAAGAACAACUAAGAUGCGUAGUGGACAUUAUGAGACUGGUCUACUGUGGCGCAAUGAGGAGGUUCAGUUGCCUAACAAUCGCUCCGAAGCUGAAAGGAGGAUGCAGAGCCUAAAGAGGAAGUUCUCCUCUCAACCAGACCUUGAAGAGAGGUAUCGAGCAGUUAUGGAAGAUUACAUUGCCAAGGGACAUGCUCGCAAAUUGUCGCCGGAAGAGGCCGCGAACAGAGGUCCUAGAACUUGGUACUUACCGCACUUUGCUGUCGUGAAUCCUAAUAAGCCUGGCAAGGUACGCAUUGUAUUUGACGCAGCCGCAGAGUGUGAGGGAACCUCCCUCAACAAGAACCUUCUGCAUGGUCCUGAUUACACCAACAGUCUUGUUGGGGUGCUCCUGAGAUUCCGAGAAGACAACACUGCUCUCGUAGCCGAUAUCGAAAGCAUGUUCCACCAAGUUAAAGUUCGCGAGGAGGACCAAGACUCAUUAAGAUUCCUGUGGUGGACUGAGAGUACAACUGAUUCUCCAGAGGAGUAUGUGAUGACUGUGCAUAUCUUUGGUGCAACCGACUCACCAUGUGCAGCAAAUGCCACGCUGAAGAGAACCGCAGAUGAUAAUGCAAAGGAUUUUGACCCUGUCACCAUAGAGACUGUGAAGCGAAAUUUUUACGUGGAUGAUCUGUUGAAGUCGGUGCACACACCAAGCGCAGCAAUACCACUGGCUGACCAACUGGUGAAACUGUGCGCCAAAGGAGGAUUCAACUUGACUAAAUUCGAAAGUAAUGAUCGCCAAGUCCUAGCUGAGAUACCUGUGAAGAAGAGAGCUACACCUUCCCUUGACCUUGACCUGGACCAGCUACCAAUUAAUCGAGCCCUUGGAGUCCGAUGGAACAUUGAAUCCGAUACACUCGGAUUCAAAACAGCAGAUUUACAAAAGCCGGAUACAAUGAGGGGUGUGCUGUCAACAAUUGCCUCAGUUUUCGACCCCUUGAAUUUUGCGGCCCCUGUGAUGUUACCCGCAAAACAGAUUAUGCAAACUCUAUGGAGACGGAAAAUGCCGUGGGAUCACCCAAUCAGUGGAGAAAUUCUUGAGAAAUGGAAGAUGUGGAAGAGCUGUCUGCCUCUCCUGGAGAACCUAAGUAUCCCGCGAUGUUAUUUCAGUCGUCUUGAGCAUGAAGGAGUCAAACUGCAACUACAUCAUUUCUGCGACGCUUCAGAGGUUGGCUAUGGAACCGCAAGCUACCUGCGCAUCGAGUAUUCAGAUGGUGAAACCGAAUGUCCCUUCCUCAUUGGGAAGUCAAGGAACGCACCUAUAAAGAGUGUCAGUCUGCCACGACUUGAGCUGCAAGGGGCACUUCUCGCCGCACGGAUUGACUCGGCAGUCAGAAGUGAACUUGACUUCCAGUUUGACAAAGUCGUGUUCUGGUCGGAUUCGAUGAUUACGCUGAAUUACAUCAAGAACGAGAACCGGCGGUUCCAAACCUUUGUAGCAAACAGAGUGAGUGAAAUCAGGGAACUGACCCACCCUGACCAAUGGAAACACUGUCCGGGAAAGAUUAAUCCUGCAGAUGACGUUAGCCGUGGCUUAGAGAUGGAUGACUUUCUGAAGAACGACCGCUGGCUGAAGGGACCAUCCUUCUUAAGAGAACCUGAAGAAAAAUGGCCAGAGAACAACUAUGACGUCCUUCCCCCUGAAAGUCUUGAGGUGAAGAAGGAGAUAUUCGCUACCAGUCUGGAGCCCACUACGACAGUUGAAGACUUAAUCACUGAGUCCUCCAACUGGGUGCAUACCUUGCGAAAGGUGGCCUGGAUACUCAAGUUUCUGGAUUGGAUAAAGUGGCGUGUCGCACAAAAACGAGAUCCGGAGGUUAUCAAUGUGAAUGGAGAUAUCAACUGUGAAGAUCUAGAAAGAGCAAAGAGAAGGAUCGUGGCAGUUAUACAGAAGAUUAGUUUUCCCGAUGAGGUGACAAGCCUGAAUAAAGGAAAGCAAGUGAAAGCUUCUAGUAGAAUAAUCAAACUCAAGCCAAUCUUGAAGGGAGAUGGAAUCAUACGCGUAGGUGGAAGGAUAUCCAAGGCCCCGAUAUCCGCUGAUGCUAUUAAUCCAAUGAUAUUGCCAAAGAACCACCAUAUCAGCACUAUCUUGAUCCGAAACCUCCAUGAAACAAAUGGACACUGCGGUGUAGAACAAGUUCUGUCACUUCUAAGGGAACAGUUCUGGAUAGUGAAAGCCAGAAGUGCAAUCAAGAAAAUCCUGAGAACAUGCGUCCAUUGCAGGAAGCAAAUGGGACCAAAGGUGAACCAGCAGAUGGGAGACUUGCCGAAGGUACGACUAACCCCAUACGAGCCUCCGUUCAGUUAUUCCGGGGUCGACUAUUUUGGACCAUUCUAUGUGAAGCGUGGACGAGGAAGAGUGAUGGAAAAGCGUUGGGGAGUUAUUUUCGUCUGUAUGAAUUCCCGAGCAGUGCACUUGGAAUUGGCCAAGUCUCUGGAAACUGACGACUUCAUGCUGGUGCUUAUGAGAUUCUUGAACCGAAGAGGACAUGUAAAAGAGAUCCGCUCCGACAACGGAACUAACUUCGUUGGUGCCGAUAAAGAAAUCAAAGAGGCCUUGAAGAGCAUGGAGAAUAGUAAAGUCCAACGAGACCUCAUGAAGAGAGGGUGUAAUUGGGUUUUCCACCCCCCUGGAGCAUCUCAUAUGUCAGGAGUUUGGGAGAGGUUGGUGAGGACUGUCAAGAGAAGCUUGAAGGCCAUCCUCGGCAACAGCCCGAUGAACGAGGAGGUUCUGACCACAGUGCUCACCGAAGCUGAAAGCGUUGCAAAUUCAAGGCCACUGACACCCAACUCCUCGAGUCCAGAUGAUGCUGAACCGUUGACUCCGAACCAUUUCCUGAAUGUGCGGGGCUCAAUGAACAUUCCCCCUGAUGUGGUAGAUGAGAAAGACAAGUUCAGCCGAAGACGGUGGCGACAGGCCCAGCUGCUUGCCAACCACUUCUGGAACCGAUGGAUAAAGGAGUACAUACCGUCAUUGCAGCAAAGGCACAAGUGGCAGCAAGAACAAAGAAAUGUUCGAGUAGGAGACAUUGUGCUGAUCGCAGACGACAAUGUGAAGAGGAACCAAUGGAGACUCGGUCGAGUGAUAAACUCCUUUCCCGGAUCGGACGGAUUGGUGAGGAGUGUGGAAGUACGAACAGAGGGAGGUACGCUGAAGCGACCGGUGACUAAGCUGUGCCUGCUUGAGGGAGUAAACGAUGAGUGAAGGACAUGCAGACUGAAGAAAAUGAAGAGACAAUGACUUGUUAAAAGUAGAAACUGUUGAGACAAUGUUAGUUAUGAACCCCCCUAGGCUAGGAGUUCAUGGGGGGCGGGAUGUUAUUACUUUUUUGGGUGUCCUGUGCCCGGACUUCCCAUAGGCCUUUUCGAGUGCCGCAACCAUGUGCUCGGCGGGUCGGCCAUGUUGUUUUGUUGAAAGAGCCAGAUUUAUUUGCUCAUAGAUGUUUUCCUUUUUUACGCCGGAUUGAACUACGAGGAUCCACACUUGUGUGAGUUUAUUGUUUUGUACCUUUCAGUUAUUCGCUUUGGCUUUAUGUAGGCCGUUUUUCUUAGUCGGAACAUUGCAUUUUGCAGCGAAUUGCACUAAAUGAAGCUGAAUGAAUACAGAUGAGAAUUAACCACUCUGGAACUGAAUGAGAAAGUGUAAUCUCGACGUUGGCAUCCUACGGUGAAAUAAAGCUCUUAACCUUACAUCUUGUGAAAUGUCUGAAUACGAAACCGGCGACCACAUUCCCUAUCCCUGUCUUUCUUUCAUUUAACUCUUCUGCUUCCUUAUCCCUGUUAAAGCACAGCCCAGAGAACACUGUAAUUGAUAUCAAAAUCUGCAAUAUUGACACCCCCCAACAAGAUAUUUAGUAUACCUAGACUGGGUUUGCCAGACUUAAAGAGUACCCCUGUGGAGACCUAAAAAAAUUUUUUUUGCAAUAUUCUUAUCAUACCGUAACCUUUUGCGAAACCCUUAACCCUUUGAAAAAUGUAAACUUUUCCUUUAAACUGCUGUCUGAAGCAUCCAGUGGUACACUCUAGAUUUCCUGAGAAAAUGUGCCCAGAAAAUUUUCUUUUUCUGCUCUAUCCCUUAAAAAAAUCUUGUCUUUGAGAAAUUCUAUUUUUUUUUCAUUGAUCUAUCACUUCAGAAAACUCACCAACAGUGAUAAGGGUGUUUUAGACGGGAGGGGUGUGGGGAUGGAUAUUAAUGUUGGAGUGACCCUUCCUAAUUUGCUUUUUUUGGGGGAAAUUUCAAACCAGCCAUUAAAUGGAUAGAAUGAUUUUCAUCCCUCAACAUCCAUUGUUUGCUGGAACACAGCAGGUGUGACAUGCUGAACAUAACCUAAGUGGAAGUCAACCAUCACCCAUCCCCAUAAUUUGCAAAAUUAACUAAAAUAAUUAAUAUUCAAAAGAACAACAGUAUACAGCUAUCUUCAAAGGCAGCUUUUCAUAGGUCCUUUUUCUCUAUCCAUGAUGAUAACAGGGUUUAAACUUAAAUUCCUCGAACACCUUCAACUCUACCAUGAUUUAAAUCAAGGUGCAUUGAAUUAAUUUGGCAAUUGACCCACAUUUCUUAUGCAUUUACAUGGUAUCAAAUUCCCUAUCCCAAUAUGAAAAAGUAAAGGUUUGUUUAUAGUGGAAGUUCACUUAGCUUUCCAACUAGUUUACAGAUACUCUGGUAAAAUUCCUUGCUUUUAGAAACAAGUAAUCCAAAUAGGAUAACAGGAUUAAAAAUCCCAUCUGGCAGGAGGCAGCCAUUGAGUUGGCUGCUUACAAGCUUGGCAAGGAGUUGCACUCAGGACUACCAAGAAACUAAUCCAUCUAGUGCUUGGAGCAGGACCAUCCACCUGGGACCAUUGGAUUACACUGUCUCCUGUUCAACCACCCACUGUUGUUAAAUUUGCCUUCCCCUGGGGCAAAUGAUCAAAUCUAAAUGCCCUAGGACAUGUGUUAAUGUUUCUUAAUUUAUUGAAUACAUUUUUUUCACUUAAUCUGUUUCUGAAUGAAAGAAUUAGGCUUUGUAAUCCACUGUUUUUAGCUGAUUUUAGAGAAAUCCUUGAAUCCAGAGAUUUUUGCAGACAUCCUAAUAAGGAAGACAGUGGGGGCUGGAGAAAGAAAUUGAAUUUCAGUUUUGUUCAAGUUGAGGAUAGCUCUGUCAUUUGCUUGCCCUGGGCCAUUGCUUGCUUGUCUCAGACAAUGAUUUAAUAACAAACUGGUUGACUUGCCUGGACCCUCACUUUAAUAUUGCACAAUAUGACUGGAGCUUUAAAAGUUACUCGCCUAGUGAAAAAAUCUACAUAUUCUUGAUGACCAGGCUGAACUCUUUUUGAUCCCUUUAAUGUCAAGAAGCAAAAAUAAUUUGAUUUUUUAUCAUUGAUUUUCAGUCAAUAUCUCCUUCAGCCCUUCCACAUGUGGUCAGAGAUGAGCUUCCAGAGAGCAUCACAAGGCAACAGUGCUCAAUUUUAUGGGAAGAAUUGACACAGACACAAAAGCAGAAACUAUGGGACAGAUUUAACUCUGCACUCCUCCCUGCUCAUCAGAGAAAUAAACUGGGAGUAGUGGUCUUUCAGGUAAUGACAUUUACCCAAAGCAACUAUUGUUAUUCAUUCAAAUUAUUUUUUCAUUUCUAAUUGGUUCAAAUCCAACGUGCUAAUUGUUCUCAAUAACUUGUUAGAUUGAGGUAUUAAGAGGUAAGCAUGUUUUUAUGAAUUAUUUUGAAUGAGUAAUAAAUUUGAUUCAGCUUUUUUAUGAUCUGAAGAAUUAUGCAGAUGUCGGAGGGAGUUAUCUGCCUUGCCCUUUGGUUGCAGCAGAUAACACCAUCCUCGAUUUGUAAAAUUCUUCAGAACAUAUGAAAGCUGAAUCCAACAACUGCUAAUACUCCUAUAUGUCAGUAUAAAGAGAUGCACAUGCUCUUGGAGAAAUCUAGACAAGGCUUGGCAUUUUCAAUUGGAAACAAAGUUAAAAACCCCUUUAAUUGGCCACCCGAAAUGCAAAGAUUUAGUGGAGUGCGACAAAUGCAGACUGCAGACUGGCAAGUAAAUGAGGCAAAACUUUGUUGUGAAAUGCUUUAGCAGAUUCCCUAUCCCUAAACUAGACUUUUAAAUGACUUAAACUUUAGGGGUAGGCAACUGUUAAAGCAUUCCACAACAAUAUUUUCCUUGUUUACUUGCCAGUCUUCUGCGUUUGUCACACACCAAAGAUUUAAUGAUAGCUUACAGGAGUUCGUCACUCAUGAAGACCAAACCACUGGGAAACCACUUCAGACACAAUGACAUUUUGGGAGGCAAUUUAUUGCAUGCAAUAUGUGUAAAAAAAUAUCUAUUUGAAAAUUCAUGUUGUUACUAAAAGUUCUUUGUAUAUAUUCUGAGUAGCAUAGUACACAUACAAAGUGAACAUUAGAGAUCAGACGAUGCAUCAGAUAUUUUGCUUAGGGAAGGUUCAAAACAUCACCCUCGGGCUUUUGUGUAAAAAUGAAAAGAUUCACUGUCAAAGUUGUGAGGCUUAUUUAUCUCUGUGUAAUAACUGUCAAGUUUUUCUUUGCUUUGUAGCUAGUUAUUUUCUUAGCUGCUCUAUAUUGUAUUGACUUCCUUGUUUCAAUUGUUUUGUAUCACUCAUAAGUGUUGAGGGUUCUCACAGUAAGAAUUACAAUGAGGCUAUUAUGACUGUAAAAACUUACAGUUUGUAUUAAUUUUAUCAAGUCCACAUCUAUCAUCUACAGAACUCCACCAACUGCACUUCAAACAUUAAUUAAAUACCUUUUUCAUUCAUGUACACAGCAGAAAAACUUCUCGUUUUCAUUUGAUAACUAAAUUGAAAAACAAAAUCUCUGUAGUUUCACUUAGGCUAUCAGCCCACAGAAGAUAAUAAGAGGCACAUAGAAGAGUGUAGGAAAUAUCUUGAUGUUCGUUACCUCAUGGCUGUCGAGUUUCGAUCCAGGGUUUGGUUUUCAGCAGAAAACUUAUCUUCAACCUUGGAUUGGCUGACAAAGCAUAACCUGGGUAAGUUCGUUGACUUUCAUUUUGCAACAAGUUGAAAACAACUGAUUUUUUUCACUUUCCCUAUUGAAAUACUCUGUAUUCUGUGUAUUUUAUCCCUUUCAAUCCCAUUAGUGACAAAGCAAAAAAAAAAUAAAAUAAAAUUAAUAUUACAAGACAAAAGUUCUGCCAAAGGACGUUAUGAAAGUUAGAAUUACAAACAAUCUGUCCGUAACAUUUUUUUCUAGGACUCGGCGAAUAGUCCGGAUAGGGUGAGGACAUUUUGUUCAUAAGAACACUUUGCAACCGACUAUCACAACGACCGCGCAUUUGAAGCGUUUACUCCUGGACUUUUCUUCUGUUAUCUUGCGCACCGUCCACUCGUAUCCGGAUAUUUUUGGAAACGGAUAAUUUUUUCUCCGUUGUGGCCUUCCCACCACACGUAAACGGAGUUUUCGGGCACCAAAAACGCAGGUUUUCAGAAACGGUUCCGAGAGUGGAGUUUUUUCUUAGAUAAAACCAGCUUAUAGUGCUUAUCAUUUUCGUGUGGACGAACGAAAAGGGAAUUUUUUGAACACGAUGAUGACCUAUAUCAUACAGCGCAUGUUCUGUAAGGGACGAGCAAAAUCGAUUCGAAUACGCUACGUGAGGAUGCGUAUUUUAUGGAAAACGAAGAAACAAAUUUCCGUUUUUUAGAAAGUCCGCGGAUAGGUGUGGACGAGGCCUUACUUGUUCAGUAGAUGCCAGUCUCCCAUAUUUUAACUACUAAAUCAAGAAUUAACUGUACUGUAAUGAGAUAAUCUGCAAUCUGCGUUUGGUGCUGGGAUAUUUUCCCGAGCUACAGCUGUUUUGCGUUUCAUCAGUACCAGCGUGAUUGAUAGAGUUACUUAUCAGAAUACAAAAACAACACUAUUUAGAGUAAAACUACUUUUAACUUUACUCAGUUUUACAUUCCUAAAUCGAAGAGAUAUACCAAUACUCUCUGUAUGUUUCCAACCUUUAUUUAGGUUUGGUUGUCGCUGACGAUCUGCAAAAUGAGGUAUGCUACUUUACUGGAAUCCUUUCUGCUUGGCGUUAGGUAGCUGACAUUUCAGUUUUAACAAACCAAUCUUGUGUAUUCAUUUUCGAUAACCAGAUGUUUCUUUGCGUCUGCGUAUUUGGAUGCUUUUAAAAGACUGACCAACCAGACCGGUCGAUGUGAAAAUGAGAUAGGCUACUUUGGAGGUUUUAUCUGAUCCUCUCCUAAUUUGAGGAAUCUUAAACUUGAAUCUCACAUUUGCCCUGAGUUUGCCGUGAAACUGAUUCCAAGUCUGUAAUGUCUAUAACACAUCCACAGCUGUACUUUGACAAGAACAGCGUUGGAGAUCAUCAGGGGAAGAAGGUAGGGUUGAUUUUUGUAUGGCGGAGCGUUUAAUUCAACGUCUUAAGUUAUUUUUCAAAAGUAGGCCCUGUUCAAACUUCGUCAUGUACCGAACCUAAUCCUGAGAUCAACGUUAGUAUCAAUUGAGUCCGUCAUAUCUAAUAGCCCACGUUCGAUAUAUUAAAUUCUAACAUGACUCCGAGUCUGGAAUAAUGUCCAGUUUUUAGUAGUAGGAACGUUACGACGGCGACGGCGACGGCAACGGCAACAGCAACGUCAAAAAGCAAUGGUUUUCGUUAGCAACAUAACAACUCUGCACGUGCAUCACGCUUUUUUUGUACAUUUCUUUGCCGUCCCUGCACGACUACGACGUGAAAAGAUGAAAUUUUAAGUUGUUUUGAGGACGGGAACGGCAAGGCGAUAAAUUCUACCAUCCCUGUCUAAACUCUGGUGCGGCUCCCUCUCUUCAGCUCCAACAUAAAUUCGCUUCUUUAAGUAACUGGGCGACUCGGGAUAAUCGCGAAAUGGUUUGAAAGGAUGUGGAGUCUAUUUUUCAGCAAGGUUUUCAUGGACGUCGCCGUUGUCGGAUCGUAAGGUUGCUAUUUCCAAACCCGCAGCCAUUAUAAUGUGCGCACCUCCAAGGGAGUAUUCUACGCAGUUACAAUAUAGAAAUACGUAUACAGCCUGCAUAUGCGAAAAAUUGUCAACAGAAAUUUCUGUUUCAUUCCCUCCAGGGCUUAUUUUUUUCAAGCACGUUGGAGUUCGGUUUUAUUAUUUAUUUCCUUAAGAAUUUUGAUCGCAUCGUUCCAAUCAUGGGUUACACAAAAGCAUUUUUUUCUUUCAGGAUUCAGUUUCGAGAGUGGUCCCAAUCGUCAUGGAACUUGGGUCAUGUGACUUUGCCUAUGUUCGCGUGCAUCGAAGGACAGGAAAACAUCGCGUACUGGAAGAAGAAGAAAUAAAAAGGUAUGCGAGCGAAGGCUGAAUUGUUGUUCCAGUUCUUUCUAGCUGCUUGAAAUUCAACUAUAUUUUUCUGUCAGUAGCGAAAUUUGAACAUGCCUUACUUUGGGCUCGAUUUCCGCGGCUUGCCUGGAGGAGCCGAUAUGAUUUGCUGGUAUUACAUUUACUGGUUUACGCAUGACGUCAAGGCGGCCAUGUUGGUGGUGAGGAACAAAGCCUUUCUCUCCUCUGGGAACUAAACUCCAUUUUCAUGUAAAUUAUUCGAGAAAAUCUAUUCACCAUUUUCACAUAGACCAUAAUGCACCUUGCUUACCUCCUAAAAUUUUGCAUAACCGUGAGUUGUUUCCAAUUUCUCCUGGGUGUUAAAGUCGUCCCAAGAGAAAUCAAAGACAAAGGUUACGCAAAUUUUUUUUUUUUGGCAGGGGGGGGUAAACAAAGUGCAUUAUGGUCUAUGUGGAAGUGGUGAAUUGUAUUGACCAACAACGUCGCCGCCCUGUCACGUGGUUGCAAACCAAGAAUAAAAAUACUCUAGCUCUUUCCGAUUACAAAGAUUAUAUUUACAAUUAUCCAAUGCAAAGUUAGAAAUUUCUCCUCUUAUAACCGAACCCUUCAGCUAAAUGCGACUAACUCUAAUACGACCACAUCACCUCAGGUUUAAAUACGACAAUCCGGUAAAUGUGUUAACCUUGUUAGUGCAAGCACCUUGUUUUCACAAUCGGGUUAAUAACGCGACUACCGCUAACUAACUUCAAAUGGCUAAUUACAACAACCAUUUUAAACCCGAAAAAUGAUAACACAUUCGUUGCCGUAGCUAAAAGCCAAAUGCAUUUUUUUUGGUCUCUUUUUACCAGCUGGGGAGAACGUUUGCGUUCGCCCGAAUUACAGGGUAAAAUACGAGGACCGAUAUAUUUCAUGUGGGGUACAGACCAUGAAGAUCAGGUGUGUUUCAUUGCAUUUUCUAUUCUUUUUUCCCGGCACCUUCUAUUAAAUGUACCUUAAAUACAUACAUCUCCACUACAGCUCAAAAAUUACAAGCUGCAUGGACAUUAUCAUAGUUCAUCUUAACCCCAGGCCUCUCAUGAAAUAAAAAAAGUCGCAAAUACAGUUAAUGAAAAAAUAGAAAUAAAAAAUAGGAUUAGGAUAAGUGAAGCAAUAGCGAUUUAUAAAUGGUAUAAUAACAGUAAUUACUACAAUGAGCAGAAAGGGCAAUUUAGAUUACAGUUUCUUAAAAGAUGUGAGAUCUUUAACUUUAAUGACUUCAGCCGUAAACCAUUAAACAAUAGUACCUAGAUGAAAUGGGGGUUACAAGCUUAGACCAGAGCUCUUAGGCAAACAAACUUUUGCAGCUGUUUCCAUUUUUACCGUAACGGUUCAAAGCUUAAACGAAUUGAAGUAUUGCGCGUAUCCAUUCCUGAAGAAUCUAUAACAGUUCCUCUUACGAACACGAUUUCCGCAGUGAGAUCACAAACGUGACGAUUUGCUGGACAAAAAAAUGAAACUACUGUUGUCCAAUUGUACAUUGAUUUUACGAAGUAGCCCGUCGUAUCCUCUAUAAGUCACUUACACCGAGGUAGAUCCAUAGAGUGCAAAAAGUGAGACCAAAUUUUCCGUGAUCUUGGUCAUUAGAGGUCAUUCUGCUGUACCAAAGCUUUAUUGUAAGGGGCGAGUAAUCAGUUUACAGAAAGACUAAACUUGUUCAAUCGUUUACCUUUUUUACUAGCCCAUCAUCAAUUCCAAGAAUCUGACAAAGGACCUGGGUCCGUCGUUGGCUUACAACUGGAAGGAGAAAAUCUCCAACUCAGGAAUGUUAAAGUUUUGUUCAAAAGCGGCACAAGGGUCUCAAACAGAAAAAACUGCUUUGAAAAAAGAAGGUUCUGAUUCUGAAAAGGUUUCAGCGCCGGCUAAAGAGAAGGAAAGUUUGUUUCCCAAACCUGACGAUUUAGAGCAAGGAGAUAACGAUCCACCAUUAGGACAAAGGAGCUCUUCGUCGACAGUAAACAAAACAGCUUUCUCAGGUUCAGCCAGAAAACGAACCUUAAGUUCAGGCUUCAUUUCACCCAGGAAAAAACAAGCGUCUGCUUCUACGAAAGCUAAAAUUUCCACUCCCAAUAACCAGAGAAUCAUUUCAGAUUUUUUCAAAAAGUAG
Porites lobata is the source of this 15108-nucleotide messenger RNA. NCBI's taxonomy places the organism in Eukaryota, Metazoa, Cnidaria, Anthozoa, Scleractinia, Poritidae. The record is from the annotation of a GenBank genome assembly.